AUGGCUACAGAUCAAGAAGUACCAACUUUUAAACUUGUCCUUGUCGGUGACGGUGGUACCGGCAAGACAACUUUUGUCAAACGCCAUUUGACUGGUGAAUUUGAAAAGAAAUAUGUGGCCACUCUUGGGGUUGAGGUCCAUCCUUUAACUUUCCAUACAAACUUUGGCCCUAUUUGUUUCAACACAUGGGACACUGCGGGACAGGAAAAGUUUGGUGGUCUCAGAGACGGUUAUUACAUUCAAGGGCAAUGCGCCAUCAUCAUGUUCGAUGUAACAUCAAGAAUCACAUACAAGAACGUUCCAAAUUGGCACCGGGAUCUAGUUCGUGUAUGUGAGAAUAUUCCAAUUGUCCUUUGUGGUAACAAAGUUGAUAUAAAGGAGCGUAAAGUCAAAGCCAAAACUAUUACCUUUCAUCGUAAGAAAAAUCUCCAAUAUUAUGAUAUUUCCGCAAAGAGCAAUUACAAUUUCGAAAAACCGUUUUUGUGGUUAGCUCGUAAACUCAUUGGUAACCCAAAUCUUGAGUUUGUCGCUUCCCCGGCCUUAGCACCACCUGAGGUUGACUUUACUCCGAAAGAUGCAGAAACUUAUGAACGAGAACUGGCAGAAGCAGCAGCUGCACCACUUCCCGAGGAAGAUGAGGACCUUUAG
Funneliformis mosseae is the source of this 648-nucleotide messenger RNA. The record is from the annotation of a GenBank genome assembly. Lineage: Eukaryota; Fungi; Glomeromycota; Glomeromycetes; Glomerales; Glomeraceae.